Molecule: messenger RNA, 525 nt
Organism: Lycium ferocissimum
Lineage: Eukaryota; Viridiplantae; Streptophyta; Magnoliopsida; Solanales; Solanaceae
Exons: 1
Coding region: 69-311 (80 amino acids)
Source: RefSeq, a predicted model, not a curated record
CAUAAUUAAACUAGGAACAUACAAACAAAAUCUAGGCAUUUGAUUGAUAUAUAUAUUUACAUUACAUAAUGUGUCCUUUAAGAUUUAUCUUGGUGUUUUUCUCAGCAUUGUUGGCUGGUUAUGUUGCUUGGAGUACCCUUGGUUCUUCUUCACCAGAUAUAGAUUGUACAAAAACUGAGAAAGAGAAACAAGAAUUCGAUUCCCCUAAGGUGAGAAAGUUUCAGAUGAUUCAAGAUGGAUUUUGGGUUUUUGUGGAUAUGGCAAGUGGCAAGUACUUGUGGAGGAAUCUCAAAGUUAUUAAAAGUUGUUAGUCAUGCAUUAUCGGGUUCGAGUUCUGGGCAUGAAAUUGUCUUUGUUAAGGAGCGUUUUACUUUCCUAAUGUGCGAUUUUGAACGAAUUUAAUCAGACCUCAAUACAUACAAAUCAUUUGAGAGAAAAAAAGUGUAGAAAGUCAUUGUUUUUGUAGAGUUCUGUAAUUAAUUGGGACAUCAUUGUAAUGUAUCAAUAUAUUCUUUUCUUUCUUCA